GUUCACUUGCAUACCCAACUAUUGUAUUGAUAUUUAUUUCAUAAUUUAUACUUAAAUCAUUACAUAAUAAAUAAAAAAUUUACACUUAUUCGAUAUCUUUGCAGAUACUAAGACAAAAAUACAUUAAAUCCUCUUUGGGUGUGGUCACACAACGAUCGAUAUGCCAGUGCUCAGGAUUCCUCUGUGCAUAAAAUCUAUAAUUUCCCUCUGUACAUUCUUCUGAUCUGUGCCAUCAUGUCUUCAAAAAUUGUUUGAUAACAAAUACAAAGUUUAAAGAUAGUUUUUAAUUAUAAAUAAUGAGUGAUUUGUUGGCGUGCCGUGUGUGCCUGGCGUCUGAAGACGUGAAGCUUUACAGUCUCAAUAAGUACAAUUUGAUGCAAUCCUACGAGAUGCUAACCGGAAUACAGCUGUGCCCGGAGGACGGUUUGCCGCAACACAUCUGUAGUUUCUGCAGUUCGUUGUUGAACAAAGCCGUAUCUUUUAAAGAGAAAUGUCUCAGCUCUCAGGAAAUAUUGAAAUUCACGGAACAGAAACAAAGACUGACUUUAGAUAAUAUAAAACACAUCCACCUAGCACACCAUCACCCGUACAGGAGAGACGAGGAACAUAGGCGAUUCAACGUAGACUACACGACGGUCAAAAAAGAGACCACCAUUAAAGAAGAAUUACCAGAGAAGAGGAAGAAGAGAAGAAAAAAGGAGAGUAUAGAAGUUAAACUUGAAGAUGAACCCCAAGACGAUGGUUACGGCAAUUACGAGAGCGAUCAAGAUAUACCGGUCCUGGACUUGGAUAUACGUGGAUUGGAGCUGCCAGAUGGUCAGGAGAUAGCGGGAGAUAGUCAAGAGAUAGCAGGGGAUAGUCACGAGAUAGCUGAUAAAGAUCUCAAGGAUGUGGAGAUAGUGCUGCUGAGUAAGGCGGAGCAGAUACAGGAGAUUGAAAAGAGGAAGACAUCUUCCAACUACGUGAACUCCUACUACAAGUGUGAAAAAUGCUUCAAGGGGUUUAUCACUGAGCCUACCUACAGAAAUCAUAUGGUCUGCCACGAUCCUGAGCGCGGUCCACACACGUGCGACGUUUGCAACUCCCACUGGCCGUGCGCGCGCGCCCUUAGAGCACACUCGCUGAACACACACGAGAGGAAAUACAUGUGCAGGGUGUGCGAUCAUGUGUCGAGAUCCAGCCAUCGAGCCAAGGAGCACAGCAAGUGGCACAGCGGGUUCUCCUUCAUAUGCAAGACGUGCGGCGCCUCGUUCGCCAAAUCCACGAGUUAUCUGACACACAUGCGACUCCAGCAUCCGUCGAGCAACUCGUGCGAGAUCUGCGGAGAGUCGUUCGUGGGGGAGUUCGGGCUGAGGAUGCACAAGAAGAAGUCACACGUCGGUACCACACGGAUGCAAGCGGUCAGUAUACCCACUAACCAGCUGGUAACAUCUGCUCAACACCAGUUCCAGUAUCCGGCUGUGAGUCAGUGCGAUCGCUGCCAUCACAAGUUCGACUCCCGGGAGGCGCUGCUGCGACACGUCCAGCUGUCCGGGGACGCGUGCGACGCGGGCGAGGACACGCCACGGCCGUGUCCUCACUGUGGGGAGGGUUUCGACUCUGACGACAGUCUAAGGGACCACGUGGCGUCCCAUGAGAAGGACACCGGCGUCACGUGUGAAGAGUGCAAACUAACGUUUUCGUCAUCUAGUUCCUACACGAUCCACUACCAGAGAGUACACCUCGGACUUAAGAUGAAACAGAACAAGCCGCGCUGUUACAAGAAACCGGCCGACAGUCACGUCUGCGAGAUGUGCGGGAAGAAGUGUAUUACGAAGGCAACCCUGAUGUAUCACCAGCGGAUCCACACCGGUGAGAGACCGUUCCAGUGUAGCGACUGCCCCAAGAAGUUCAGUGUGUACCAGAGACUCCAGAUUCAUCAACGUAUACACACGGGGGAGAGUCCUUACCAAUGUAAGAGUUGUCCAAAGGCUUUCAAACACAAGGCAGCUCUCAACAGACAUGAUCGGGUCCAUACGGGGGCAAAGCCCUACGGCUGUCCUCACUGCGGCAAGUCGUUUUCACAGUCAAAUUCUAUGAAACUUCACGUAAGCACCGUGCACCUUCGACUACCAGCGCCCUACAGGAACAGGACGAAUAAAAUAUAAAUAUA
Danaus plexippus (monarch butterfly) is the source of this 2152-nucleotide messenger RNA. RefSeq names its product zinc finger protein 345-like. NCBI's taxonomy places the organism in Eukaryota, Metazoa, Arthropoda, Insecta, Lepidoptera, Nymphalidae. The record is from RefSeq and is a predicted model, not a curated record. Gene Ontology annotation, cellular component: nucleus. The coding region runs from base 297 to 2147 and encodes 616 amino acids. The transcript has 11 exons. Gene Ontology annotation, molecular function: zinc ion binding.